AUGGCUUCUCCUAAAUUCUUUCUUCUUCUUGUUUUUGGUGCUCUGGUUUGUACAUCCUCGGCUCGGAAACUGAGUUCCAAUGGCUCGAAGGGGACUCUUCGGGAUGAGAAGAACUUCUACUCUGGUGUGCUUGGUGGUGGUGGAUUCGGCGGCGGUGGUGGCGGUGGGUUAGGAGGUGGUGUUGGUGGCGGUUCUGGAUUGGGAGGUGGUUUUGGUGGGGGUUCUGGAUUAGGAGGUGGUGGAGGGUUUGGUGGAGGAGGUGGUGGUGGAUUGGGAGGCGGGUCUGGAUUUGGAGGAGGAGCAGGUGGUGGUGUUGGAGGUGGUUCUGGGAUUGGAGGGUUAAGUGGUGGCGGCGGUGGCGGUGGCGGUGGCGGUGGUGGUGGACUUGGAGGUGGUUCUGGUGGAGGAUUUGGUGCUGGUUCCGGUGGAGGUUUUGGUGGUGGAUUGCCUUGA
Lactuca saligna is the source of this 453-nucleotide messenger RNA. NCBI's taxonomy places the organism in Eukaryota, Viridiplantae, Streptophyta, Magnoliopsida, Asterales, Asteraceae. The record is from the annotation of a GenBank genome assembly.